AUGCUAGACAAACUGGCAGCUGAGCUAGUGGAACUUGCAAGACCUGACAAAGAAGAAGUUCUGUUCAACUUUGAUGAAGAAGAUGAUGACAACACACAAGAAGAUGUGACAGUUGAAUCAGGAGAGGAAGAUAGUGUCGCUCGCGCAGGGGUGAGAUUCGCGGACACAGAUGAUAAUGAGUCCGACACCAAAGGAAUUGUUAGAAGUUACAGUGACGACGGUGUAGAGAUUGGAACAAAAAGGGUACUUCGUCCAAGGCACAAUCCAGGGGUAAAAAUGAGACCCACUGAGAGAUACCAAACAAGAUUUGGGCAGGCAUACCUACAAAGAAAGAAUCCGCCUGUGCCAAACGUUUUGAGAAACAGGCGUGCGAUGAGAAGAAAGGCACGAAUGAAAAGACUCCAAGUCUCGUUAUAUCAAGCGAUCAAGAAACGAAUUGACACAGUUGCAAAGGAACCAUAA
Messenger RNA from Cylindrotheca closterium, 462 nucleotides. Lineage: Eukaryota; Bacillariophyta; Bacillariophyceae; Bacillariales; Bacillariaceae. The record is from the annotation of a GenBank genome assembly.